Molecule: messenger RNA, 1726 nt
Organism: Amoebophrya sp. A120
Lineage: Eukaryota; Dinophyceae; Syndiniales; Amoebophryaceae
Source: the annotation of a GenBank genome assembly
AGUAACAAGCCAGGUGAAUUCUAAUGUAGAGUAGAAUCGUGCUGUCCAGAUAUGAUUUCGUUCGGGCUUUUUUGAUGUAAGAAAAAAGAGAGGCCCCGCUCUUUCACGCGAUCCGAUGAGAGUGCGCAAGCCCCCACCCUGGUAGAGUGACGGGCGAGUUGAGUGACGUGAGGGGACUAUGGUACGUCACAAAUAAGUCCUCGUCCCGAAGGCGACUGGGUAAAUAAAAGAAUCAUGGUCCAAGCGGUUUACGAAAAAAUGGAGGACCAGUCCUCUCCCUCGUCUGUGCCACUGCCGAGCGUGCUGAAGAUGAAUCGGGUGUUUAGCUCGAUUUUUCUGCAACAGGAUCUGCCGAACAAACUGGAAGAGAAUCCGCGGAAGACGCAACAGGCGGUACUGGAAUUCUUGCAGUCUUUCCAGCAAGAGAAACUUUCGACUGCACUGAAGGAGACCGGAAACGCCUGCGCGCCGCUCUUUGGAAUCGAAGAUGCACACCUGGAAAAGCUGGGGAAGCUGUUCGCGCGCUUUUGCGACUUGCACAGCGACCUCGAUCCGCUCUGGUUCUCGUCCAAGAGGCUUGAUGCGCAGCCGGUGGAUGAAAAGAAUUUGCCCGCUGCUGUGAGCAAGGACAGUGGUGCUUUCUUGCCAAAAACCGCUCCUGGAGCUCCUGCAGGUCGUGAGGCAUCAGUCGGAAAAAAGGGGUUCUAUGAGGAGGAGCGAUCCCUCCGUGUCUUUUGUAUGCACGACCAUCCUUUGACGUACAUCGAGGGAGUUCCCACUUGCUUCCGGCUGCGCAGCCACGAUCCGCAGGUGGAGUGUCGGGGUCCGGGUUGCUGCUACCAGGAUGAAGACGACGAGGUCCAGAUGCGAAAAAUCACGGAGGAAAAGAUGUUUUUCUGCAGCGUAUGCGAGUAUGCGAUGUGCAUCCCCUGUGCGCUGGAACAGAACCCCCGAAUAGGCUUAGAUCCCGAAAUGCACGCAAACCUAGCGGCGCGCGACGAGGAGGAGGAAAGAGCGGUGGGGUUUGGGAUGUUCGGUGGCUUCGGGGCAAAGGUCACGCCCACCCUCCCGUACGACUUGGCCGACAUUUUGCCCGCGGAUUAUCCGAACCGAGUCACGACCCCCGAGGAUCAGUUUUUCCGCCCCAUGACGGCCGCCAAGAUCCGCGACAGCUUGCUGGAAUUGGACAAAGCGGAGCAGUGGUGCUUCUACGUCCGGGCGCAGAAUGCCGUGGUGUUUAUGGAACGGCACCAAGAGGACGAAGACAAGGUGUACGUGUGUUCCUGGGACGUGGCCGUCUCGUCUGCCUCCGCCGUCCUGGGCCAAGGCGCGUCCUCCGGCGACGCAAACGAUCUGAAGCAGCAGAUUCCGCGUGCCCUGGCCAACCACCCGUUGAAAUUGAAGCUGAAGGAAGUCGUGCGACUGGAAGACCUUCCGGCGCAGGAGGACGACAAGGAGCGGGAGGAAACGUUUCUGGAAAAUUUCGACCUCUUCGACCCGGGCUGGGAGCAAAAGCUCGGCUGGGUGGACGGAAUGCUGAAGCGGACACUGGAUGCGAAGAAGAAAACGGCGAAGAUGGACGAUUUGCGGCGGAAAAAGAUGAAGGAACGGCUGAAAAAGGAGAAGAAAAAGAUGAAGCGGAAAACAAAACGCGCGUCGUCCGACUCCGACUCGGCGGGGAGCGCUUCUGACGACGACAGCGAUUCCUCCGACGUGUCUUCGCGGG